AUGACGAGUGACAGUAUUUAUCUAAGUUUAGCCACCGUCCGGAAUGCCAAUAGAGUUUAUCGCUCACUGUAUCCAGAGAAUCAUCUUCCGGAAGAGCCAUUAUAUUUCAAUAAUGAACUAUCUGUCAAUGAAAAUCUAAAUCAUUUGUCAUUAAACGUAUUAAAGAAUCCACCCUUUGCAUACUAUUGUUACAAGCCGAUAUUCUUAGAACUUGUUGCCCGAUUGAUUCAAAAUACCUCCAUUUUUGAAAAAGAAUAUACAAAAAGCUUUCAAAGCAAUAAUGUCCAUGGGUGUAUCGUCUUGUCAAAACUUUCAUUAUUACUUGACAUUGCACCGGAAAUAUUGAACUUGUUUGAGCAUUUUUUACAAAACUUCAACCCAUGGUUAAAAAUCGAUGCCGCAGAAGCACUCGAAGUAGAGGCAAUACUCCUAGCAUACUAUCGCACGAUGCACUUCAAUUCAGAAAGAUUCCAACAGUACAUCAAUCCAGAAGUAAUAUACAAAAUUCUCGAAUCCAGUAGUCAAUCCAAAGUUGCCAAAUACUUGUGUGUCGAAAUUCUCACCAUUUAUCUUCUGGCGUCAGAACUGUCAAGGAAUGAAAUGUUGGAGAAAUACGCGAAUGGAGAUGAGCUCGUUUCCAAAUAUGGUUCGGGGUCACUCAAUUAUCGAUUUCUUACCUUAUCAGAAGCCAAAAGAAUAUCGAAUUUCAAGAGCUUACCACAUAUGGAAUUCCCACAUGAUAUGUUACCAGACUCCAUCUUUAUUUCCCCAACAGAGUUGUCGUCAACGCUUUUAGUUUCAGUAUGUGGAGUCUUGGUACCGAGAUUAGCAAAAGGUGCUUCUUUUGAAACAAACCGAACUGAUUUUGUUCCCACCAAAACAUCUGUCCAAGCCCUUAGGACUUUGGCCGUUGACAUCCAACUAAACCAGCCAGUGAUGCUCGUGGGAGAUUCUGGGUCGGGUAAAACCUUUCUAAUCAACAAAUUGGCUGCUGAUUUGCAUUGUUCUGACUCCAUUGUCAAGAUCCAUUUGGGAGAACAAACCGACGCCAAGCUAUUACUUGGUACCUACACCUCGGGUGAAAAACCAGGAACUUUCCAAUGGAAUACGGGUGUGUUGACCUCCGCAGUCCAGGAAGGAAAAUGGGUAUUAAUUGAGGAUAUUGAUCAAGCACCAACAGAAAUUCUUUCUAUAUUGUUGACGUUGUUGGAAAAGAGAACGCUUAGUAUACCAUCUCGUGGUGAGGUGAUCAAAGCCAAGAAUGGGUUUCAAUUGUUCUCAACUAUAAGGCUGAAAGAUAAGAAUAGAGUGGUUCCAGAUCUCAUUGGGGCAAGAUUUUGGAAAGUUGUCAACUUGGAAACCCCUUCUUCGGAAGAAUUGAAUACAAUCCUAUGCGCCAAAUUUCCAAUUCUUGCAAAGUUCAUUGAUCAAAUUAUGAACUGUUAUUUCGAGGUUUUGCGGUUCUACAACCAAAAGGCUUUUGUUUCGCUAAACAAAGGAAGUUUACCAAGAAUAAUUUCUACCAAAGAUUUGAUUAAAUUUUGCGCCAGAGUUAAUAGAUUGCUCAUAUUAGAGGGAGUUACACAACCCGAUCAAUCAUUGGAGACAUCUGUAUAUGACAACAUCUUUGCAGAAGCCGUGUCUUGCUUUGGAAGUGCAAUUGUUGAACCCCAAGCUUUGGAAUUCUUGACCAAAUUUAUAGGGGAAAGUUUUGAAGUGCCACAACUGAGAAUAAACCAUUUUGUAUCAAAACACACGCCAUUGUUCCAAGCCGAUACAAACGUUGUGAAAAUAGGAAGGGCAACUUUGAAAUCUGGUGGCAAAAAGUCGGACUCGUCAUCCUUUGCCAGAACCAAUCACGCCCUUCACUUAAUGGAACAGAUCGGUGUUGGAUUAAGCAUGACCGAGCCAAUAUUACUCGUGGGAGAAACUGGUACUGGUAAAACCACAAUUGUCCAGCACGUUGCAAAACUCUUGGGCAAAAAAUUAACUGUGAUUAAUGUUUCUCAACAAACAGAAUCUGGUGAUUUAUUGGGUGGUUAUAAGCCUGUAAAUACCAAACUCAUUGCCGUUGGUGUUCAAGAAUAUUUCGAGCCUUUGUUUUUGGCAACGUUUUCAGAAAAGAAAAAUGAAAGGUUCAACAAAGUUUUGUUGCGGUGUUUCAAUAGUGGGCAGUGGAGAAAUGUGUUGAAAUUGUGGACAGAAGCAUAUAAACUGGCUGUAGAUGUGCUUUCUAAGAAGGAACCCCAAGAAGAUAUUGAUGGUGCUCCAAGAAAAAAGAGAAAAUUUAAGGCAGUGGAUCCAGAUUUUCUUUUGCAAAAAUGGACUAUCUUCAACCAGAUGUUGAAGGAUUUCGAAGUCACUGCAUCGACAACUGAUCAUUCAUUUGUGUUCAACUUUGUUGAAGGUUCUUUGGUGAAAGCAAUCAAGAAUGGCGACUGGCUCUUGCUUGAUGAGAUCAAUUUGGCAAGCUCAGACACUUUGGAGAGUAUUGCUGAUUUAUUGAACGAUUCCUCGGAGCAGAGAUCCAUUUUAUUGUCAGAAAGAGGUGAUACGGAUCCUAUAAAAGUUCAUCCUGAUUUCAGACUUUUUGGGUGUAUGAACCCUUCCACUGAUGUCGGAAAAAGAGACCUUCCCGUAAGCAUUAGGUCCAAGUUUACAGAAAUUUAUGUUCAUUCUCCUGACAGAGACUACCAAGAUCUUUUGAGGAUUAUCGACAAGUACAUCGGGCGGUACUCAGUUGGAGAUGAUAUAGUGAUCAACGAUAUUGCAGAGCUAUAUUUGAAGGCGAAAUCUUUGUCUGAGCAGAACAAGAUUGUUGAUGGUGCAAAUCAAAGACCGCACUUUAGUAUUCGUACGUUGACGAGAACUUUGGUUUAUGUUACUGAUAUAGUUCCAAUUUAUGGUCUCAGAAGGUCCUUGUAUGAAGGUUUCUGCAUGACGUUUUUGACAUUAUUGGAUGCUGAUUCAGAAAACCUACUCAAACCAGAAAUCGUUAAUUACACAGUUGGGAAAUUGAAGAAUAUGAAUUCCGUCAUGAGUCAAAUUCCACCUCCGCCCCCUCAUGAUGCGGGGAGCUUUGUCCAAUUCAAACACUACUGGAUGAAACACGGUCCCAAUGACGUUGUCCCUCAACCCAACUACAUCAUAACUCCAUUUGUGGAAAAGAACUUAAUGAACUUGGUAAGGGCUACCGCUGGUCGAAGAUUUCCGGUGUUGAUUCAAGGUCCUACAUCCGCUGGUAAAACUUCAAUGAUUAAUUACUUGGCAAACAUAACCGGUCACAAAUUUGUUCGUAUCAACAACCACGAGCAUACUGAUCUUCAAGAGUAUUUGGGUACUUAUGUCAGUAACUCUAAAGGACAAUUGGUUUUCCAGGAGGGUAUCUUGGUCGAAGCUUUGCGCAGAGGUUAUUGGAUAGUUUUGGAUGAGUUGAAUCUCGCUCCAACUGAUGUGUUGGAAGCUUUGAAUAGAUUGCUAGAUGACAACCGUGAGUUAUUUAUUCCGGAAACCCAGGAGGUUGUAAAACCACAUCCAGAUUUUAUGCUAUUUGCUACGCAAAACCCACCAGGUUUGUAUGGUGGUAGAAAAGUCCUUUCGCGUGCAUUUCGUAAUAGAUUUUUGGAACUUCAUUUUGACGACAUUCCACAAGACGAAUUGGAGAUUAUCUUGCAACAGAGGUGCCAGAUUGCUCCAACCUAUGCCAAAAGAAUUGUCGACGUUUACAAGCAAUUAACCGUACAACGUCAAUCCACUAGAUUGUUUGAGCAAAAAAACUCAUUUGCAACGUUGAGGGAUUUGUUUCGUUGGGCACAAAGGGAAGCUGUUGGGUACGAAGAGUUGGCCAUAAAUGGUUACAUGCUUUUGGCAGAGCGGGUCCGUAAGCAUGAGGAGAAGAAAGUUGUCAAAGAAGCCAUAGAGAAAGUUAUGAAAGUCAAAUUGGACAUGGAAGCUUAUUAUGAUAACUUUGACCUCGAGAGUUUGACUGGUCAAGAAACAGGUGUCGUUUGGACCAGAGCCAUGCGCCGUUUAGCGAUAUUGGUUCUCGCCUCGGUCAAGUAUAAUGAACCGUUGCUAUUGGUUGGAGAGACUGGUUGCGGUAAGACCACCAUCUGUCAAAUAAUUGCCAACUACUUCUCCAAGGAAUUGAUUGUGGUCAAUGCCCACCAAAACACUGAAACUGGUGAUUUACUAGGAAGUCAAAGGCCAGUCAGAAACAAGAGCAGUAUACAGCACGAUUUAAGAAGAAAUCUUGUCAAUUUUUUAACCGAGAGUGGCAACGAAGAAGGUUUGGCUAACUGGACGCUUGCAGAGUUGAUACAAGCUUACAAGGAAAAGACAAGCAAUUCCGAAGUUGAAAGUUCGGCAAUCAUCGAAGAGCAAAUCAACUUGAAUUCGAUUUUGUUUGCAUGGAAUGAUGGACCGUUGGUCACGGCGAUGAAGACUGGUAAUUAUUUUCUUCUCGAUGAAAUUUCAUUAGCUGACGAUUCCGUAUUGGAGAGGUUGAAUUCAGUUCUUGAACCCGAACGAAGUUUAUUGCUUGCUGAAAAAGGGUCACAUGAUGCUCACGUGAUUGCUGCUAACGAUUUCAAAUUUUUUGCCACUAUGAAUCCUGGUGGUGAUUACGGAAAGAAGGAGUUGUCACCUGCUUUGAGGAAUAGAUUCACUGAGCUUUGGGUGCCAUCCAUGGAGGAUUUUCAAGAUGUUUUCAAGAUUGUGCAAUCUAGGCUUCAAGUGAAAGAGCUUGCAAAUGCAAUUGUGAAAUUUUCCGAGUGGUAUGCCAUGGAAUUUGGAGGUGGAAGCACAGUGAGUGGUGUCAUUUCCAUUAGAGAUAUCUUGGCAUGGGUUGACUUUAUUAAUACAUCACACGGGUAUUUGGGCGCCCCGGCCGCGUUAUUGAACGGUGCGGCUAUGGUAUUCAUUGAUGCAUUGGGAACCAACAACACCGCCUACUUGGCUGAAAAUUCUGAAACUCUUGACAUAAUGAAGCAAAAGUGUGUUGAAGUGUUGUCAAAGUUUUUAAAUGUUGAGCUUUCUGGGUUCAUCACUCAGAAAAUCGAAGUUACGGUGACUCAAGAUUCGUUCAAUGCAGGGUUGUUUCAUAUCCCCAGAGUGAUCACCAAUGAAAAGUUCCAUUCCUUCAGUUUAGAUGCACCAACUACAGCAACAAAUGCCAUGAAGGUUACCAGAGCUAUGCAAGUUAAUAAACCGAUCUUGUUGGAAGGUAGUCCUGGAGUUGGUAAAACCAGUUUGAUUACGGCAAUGGCGAGUGCAACUGGAAACACCCUCAUUCGUAUCAAUCUAUCAGAGCAAACAGACUUGGUUGAUUUGUUUGGGUCCGAUGCACCUGCAGAAAAUGGUAAAGCUGGAGAGUUUGCUUGGAGGGACGCGCCAUUUUUACGUGCCAUGCAACGAGGCGAAUGGAUUUUACUUGACGAAAUGAACUUGGCCUCACAAUCCGUUCUUGAAGGUUUAAACGCUUGUUUGGAUCACAGAGGUGAAGCUUAUAUUCCAGAAUUGGGCAAAUCUUUUAAAAAGCAUCCCGAUUUCAAAAUCUUCGCAGCACAAAAUCCUCAGUAUCAAGGUGGUGGCAGAAAGGGAUUACCCAAGUCAUUUGUGAAUAGAUUCAGCGUCGUUUAUGUGGAUACUUUGAAAGCUGAGGAUCUCAAUUUCAUUUUACUGCAUGUUUAUCCACUGGUGGAUUCCGCUCUGUCGUUAAAAUUGAUUGAGUUUAUGUCUUCUAUUGAAGAUGAAGUGGUUGUGAAGAAACUAUGGGGUCACUCUGGAAGUCCAUGGGAGUUUAACCUACGUGACUCUUUGAGAUGGUUGGGAUUAUAUACGGCAAAGAAUUUGCAAGUUGACACACAAAUUGAUGACUUUAUUAAUAUGAUUAUUUGCCAAAGAUUUAGAAAUUUUGGAGACCGCACUCGGGCUGAACAGCUAUUUGUAAGGUCAUUUGGCUCAUUUGCAAAGAGAGACAAUUAUUUCAAUAAAGCUCCGUCUUUUAUUCAAGCAGGCUCAGCUUUGGUGACAAGAAACAAUUUGAUGCAGUACAACAAUGGUGAUAAUCUUUUGCCCUUGCAGUGCAAUUUUGGUAUCAUGGAAACAGCAUUGCGUUGUGUCACGUACAAUAUGCCGAUGAUAUUGACUGGGCCCACUAGUUCCGGAAAGACGUGUUUGAUCCGUUACUUGGCUAAUAUUUUAGGAGCCAAAUUGGACGAAUUUUCCAUGAAUAGUGAUGUGGACUCUAUGGAUAUUCUUGGUGGAUAUGAACAAUCGGACUUGUCAAGAGCACUUCACAAAUUUUUGAAUCACCUUUAUGUCGUUUUAAGUGAACUUGUGGUCUCAAAAGUAAGGUCAGAUACUUUGGACAUUUCCCAAGCUUUGAAUGUUAUUGAUAGAAUCUCGUCCGGUACUGUCACCACAGAUAACUACAGCCACUUUCAUAAACUCUUGCUUACCAUUUCCGGGCUUUUCGAGUCAGAUAUUCUUUCCACUUCAGAAUCAUUGCUUUCGAAACUUUCACAACCAAGCUCAUUAAAGUUUGAGUGGUUCGAUGGUCUACUUGUGCAAGCGGUGGAGGAAGGACGAUGGUUGGUGCUUGAUAAUGCCAAUUUGUGCCCCCCAUCCGUCUUGGAUAGAUUGAAUUCAUUAUUAGAAACUAAUGGGACAUUGAUCGUGAAUGAAUGUACCCUUGCAAAUGGUGAGCCAAGAGUGAUCAAGCCUCAUCCUAACUUUAAACUAUUCUUGACGGUGGAUCCCAAGUAUGGAGAACUUUCGAGAGCCAUGAGAAAUAGAGGUGUGGAAGUUUAUAUGGAUGCGCUCGGAGCACGUGCCACUUUGUUUGAUCGAAAGGUGUUAGGUAUUGAUGAUAUAGAUGAGCUUCUGUCUGAUAAUCACGUGCCAACAGCCAUUUAUGGAUACGACAGGUGUACAGAGAUGGGCAAUUUCAGCCUUGUCGAAGAUACCCUACAAAAUGGGGCAUCGUAUAUUACCUCAAUCUGGAGUAUUAUCCCUUUUUCCUCAUUAGGUUUGCUUCAAAAAUGGAAGGAUUUUGUUUGCAUAUCACCUGAGUUUAGUGUAAACAGCAAGAAAGUUGCACAACUGGUACUUGACAACUUUGCACUUUUCCACCAGUUUGGGUUGGAAGGGGCCGCUUUUGACUUGUACGAAUCUGCAAGCAAAAUCGCAGGCGACAUUUUGGGUGGAGAAAUGGGUUUUGGUGUCCAUCAAGCAAUUCAUCCAUUGAUCAACAUUACAUUAAUAUCAUCGCUUGUCCCUGGUCAUGCACUUCUUGCAUCUAGUGAGUCGACGAUGUUGUUUGAAGCAGUGAAUGAGGUUAGAAAGAUUGGUUCGCUGUUGAAAAGUGUUGAAUUGGAUGCCAUGAACAAGAAGAUAGGUGAGCUAACAUAUCUUGAAAGGUCGGCGGCAGUUUAUCGUGGAAGAGACUUGAAAUUCAAACCAAGACUUGGGGUGUAUCAACUCCUUCAAGGAUUGUUUGCUUUUGUCGUACAGGUUCUCUCAAGCGAUCACUCUCAUAUGUUUUCCUUGAGCGUGUUCAAUUCUGUUUUUGAUUUGCUUGUUAUAUCCAAAGCCUUACUUGAAACAUCUAAGGAACAAAAUGAAUCGAAAAUCAGAGUUUAUCAAGAACUACUUAAAAGAUGGUGCGAAAGUAAUUCCGAUGUAGUGCAUGCGGAUGGUGGCGUCCUAGAAUCCUCAAUGGCUUUGCUUGAUACUGGAUUGGAGUUGUCAUCUGGAUUGUCAAUGGAUUUGAUUUGGGAAAAUUUUAGAGGAAAAUACCCACUGUCUUUGAAAGGGUGGGAGUAUUUGAAAACUGUUUACGGAGUUAUGAAUGAUCUCGAUUAUGUGUCCAAAAGGCAGUCCAUUAGUGCCUCCACUAUUAUACAAGAUCUCGUCGUGGCUUUCUCGCAAUUAUACACUGCGAUUGUCCUGAAUGAGUACAAAGAGGAUGAUUUGAAUUUGGUCUUGUCAAAAGUGUGCGCAACAUUGAAUGACCUUAAAUCUAACGUCUCCCUUGAUAUACAUCGUCAGAACAACUUUGAAUUGGAAUUCACCUACGUAUGUGACUUUUCAGAAAGUAUGGGUGAUAACCAAAAAUUGAAGGAAUUGUACAUGUUUUCAGAAAGGUCGUUGAAAUCAAUUGUGCUAGGUGAAAGUAUAUGUCCUUUUCCCUCCAUACUUGAAGAUUUGUGGAGCAAGAGCGAACCAGUUGAAUCAAGAAUUUCAGCAUUGUUUUCAAGCAAUUUGCUUGCCACUACAUUAGGAAAGAUAACUAAUUUACACGCGACAGCAGCUAGUCACGUUGAUGAAACAAUACAAGAUUUGAAGCUCCUAAUCGGAUCGUUGAUUGAAACAUCAAAUCACUUAUUGUCAGAUCAGAGAGUUGUUUUUACCGGUAAAUUGAGAGCGUGGUUGAAGCAUACAUGGUUGUCGCAUGGGUUAAUGUGGGGAGAAAAUGAAGUCAAAGAACUUACCAAGUUGGAUUCCAAGGUUGCACAUGUGUUUAAGCAAUUUUUAGUUCCAGUGUUUACCUUGCUCAAACUGAAUUGCUUAACCGAUUUGGGAAAAGCGUGGAUCUUGUUUGCAGUUGGACUCAUACAGUUGUAUUUGCCUAAUGUGCCGAAAGACCCAGCCAUUAGAGAGUAUGUCAUUUCGAAGGUUUAUUCAGCUCGCAUGUCGCAUCUCGCUGGUCUUCGAGAUUCUUGGAAACAUUCGAGAGAGGUUAUGAGCGGAGAUGAACCAAUAUAUUUGGAGUCGACAUUGAAGGAUCUAACGGAUUCAACUGAGCCUGAAACUCCAAAAGUGUACCGAGGAACAGAUUCAAUUGAUGGUUUGAUUGACGAAUGGAAUGCCAUGUUGGAUUCGAGUCUCAAUUUCGAGACCAUUUGCAAAUUGUUGAGUGACAUUGAGCAAGGCUCUCCCUCGGCAAAGGGGAAGUUAAACCUCCUUCAGAACAAUCUUUCCAAGUUUGCACAACGAAUAAAACUGAAUUUUCUUGAAUACUCCGACUUGAAUGAUAUACUACUUGGGUACAUAUAUGCGUUGCAAUUUGGUUUCGAAUUGGUUAUGUUUGAGAAUGAGAAACGCUUACAGGAGAAAUUUUCUAAAGAUUGGUUGAUAAACACCGUUGAAAUUUUGACGCCUACAAGAGUGGAAUCUGAGUUUGCCAAUGCACAGGAAUUUACAAAGACGUUGACAGUGGAUGAUCCAAGGGCUGAUGAAAUUAUGUCAUUUUUCAUGACUCUUGGCUUUGAAGAAGGAGAAAUUCACGAAAUCGAUAUUGUUGGAAAAGCCAUCAAGAUUUUGUAUUAUAGAUGGUCACUUCGCAAGAUGCGAGAGGAUCAAAUGGAAGCACAAAAGGAAAGCAUGUUCAAAUACAAAGAUGAGGAGGAUCAUGUUGAGGAUGACUUUCAAAAAUUGUUUCCUGAUUUUGAUGAAGUGGUAGAUUUGAAGGACACUGGUAUGAGCAAAAAUGAAGGUUUUGAGGAAAUUCACCGUGAUAUUGCUGUUUCUUAUAUUAACAACUACGUGUAUGGUGUGCAACUUGGAGCUGAUGCUUUGCUGAAGAGAGGUUGCGCAUUGUUUGAUAAAUUGACGACAUCAAGUUUGAAAACAGAAACGAAUAAUUCGUCUUCUUUAUCGACAAUUAUAAGUUCAGCCUAUUCCGUUAGCGAAAAUUUGUCUCAGGCAAACCAAUGCUUCCACUUUUAUAAAGAUUGCAACCCAAGUGAAGUACGGAAGGCAGUAAAGAUCAUUGCAAGUGUACACUCGUUCACCAAAAAGAUGCUUGAGCAAUGGCCAGAACAUGCUACUUUAAGAAACAUUGCCUUUGCCACUACCGAGUUCAUGGCAUUCCCAAUAGGUUUACCCUUGGGUAGAUUUUUGCUGAAGUUGGAACAGAUUUACACCUACAUUGCAGAAUGGCAAAAGUACUCAUCAAGCCAAACUUCACUAGCAACUAAAUACAUGCAAUUGACUGAAUUGAUGGUUUCAUGGAGAAAGUUGGAGUUGUCAACUUGGAAGAGUUUGUUUGAUCAUGAAGAGGCAUCGUGUGGUGAAAAGAUUGGAUUAUGGUGGUUCCAUCUACUUGAAGUUAUUAUGAUUCCAAUUUUGGACAAUAGAGAGGAUGAAGACCAAGUGGUGAAUAUUUUGUCAGCUUUAAAUGUUUUCAUGAGCAAAGUUUCCUACGGAGAAUUCACUUUUAGGUUGAAUUUAUUGAAAGCAUUCAAGAAUCAUGGAUCACAAAUACACAAGUCACAUCCAAUUGUCAUGGCGUUGGACAAUUUCAUAAAAUUCUACUCUCAAUUCGAACCAAUCAUAGAGGAGGACAUGACAGCAAAGAGAGCAAAAUUGCAAAAAGAUAUUGAUGAGGUUAUUCUCUUGGCAAGUUGGAAGGAUGUCAAUAUUGAUGCUUUGAAGCAAAGUGCCAAAAAGUCUCACAAUAGUCUAUACAAGAUUGUGCGGAAGUAUCGUGAUGUGUUGAGCACCCCAGUUCAACCAAUAAUAGAACAAGGCUUAUCGCAGCCUAUGAAAGACAUUGAGAAAUUGAAACUUCCGGUAAUUGUACCAUUCAACUUUGAAGGCAACUAUGGCAUGCUUUCCUCCAUCACCACAUGGAACCAAAGACCACUGAGAUUGCAAGACAUCUCCAUAAUCAAAAAGAACUUCAAAGUCUAUUUGGAUGGCGUUAAAAGUGAAGAAUUGCCCCAGUUGUUGGAUUUCGCUGAGGAAACGGCUCGCGCUGCUGAUACACUUCGAAGUGAGACGCCAAGGGUGUUGAAUGAGGGAAACAAGAAGUCGGUUGCAGCAUUGAAGACGCAAAAGCUGAAGUUGCUUAGUGAUACUAUUCGUGAAGUUAGACAGUCUGGCUUGAAGACAAGUAUGAGAGCGGAUAUACUUGCAACCCAGAAAUCAGUGAACUUGAUUAUUGCAAACUCAAGUAUCUUUGGUGGGUUUUUGGAAGGAUGCGACAGCAUUUAUUUCAGAAUCUUGGAUUUGUUGCCCCGAUUAAGAGCUGCUGUUGGCUCUCCGUGUGAGGAUGUUGCGGUGGCAGACCUCGAAAAGGGAUUAUCAGCAGCUGAGAAUUUAAUACAUUGGUUGAUUGUUAAACGUUCACCACUUGCCAAAUUCAAUGAUGAAUAUCAAAUGUUGCAGGGGUAUUCAGGUGAUAUGUUGACUUUAGCUAAGAUGGAUAAUGAGAAACUAAUCUCAACUGAAUUCUACAAAAGUUCUGUCAAAAAUGUUAGAAUUAGGAGAAAGUGGUUGCCCAAAUUGUUGGAUUAUGCCAUCAGCACCUGUAAUGCUAUUGGCAAAUUCACCUCCACCAUUGCCACUAGCACUUUUGAAGAAUUAAAGAGAGAAUUGGAGACGUAUCCGCCCUUUGAGUCAGAGUCAUUGGUCUACAGUACGUCGAAUGAAAAAACCUUGCAAGAGUAUGAUGAAUUUGAACUUCGUUUGAGAAAUGCGUUGGACGUAUGGAAAAGAGAGAACUCAAAUGUACAAUUCGUUGCUGAUAUUGUCUUGAAUUGGUUGAAUGGAAAUGUCACACUCUCUGAGAUUGGCAGCGAUACACCCGGUACAUCAUCAAUCGAGGAUUGUGAAGUGGAGUUUAGAAAAUUGUCGUCAAUGAUCCUUGUUGCUGUUCAGAAGAUUACCGAAUGUUGCAAGACAGUGGUAGAAACUGACGAAAAGGGUUGGUUAGUUCAAGCGCAGGCGAAAGUGUCUGAAUAUAUAAAACUCACGCAUAUCAAGGCGAUUACGGCAAAAUUAAAGAGAUGCAUUGAAAUGUGUACCAUGACCGUUGAUCAAUCUCCAUUGAUUGCUUCGUUGGCUGCAUUCACCUUCCCAUUGGUUGAAAACUAUUUUCAAUUGUGCUCAAUUGUGUUUGAUAAAGCUAGGACCAACUACAAAAACUUGUCCAAAGCUACAUUCAUUUUUUCAACAUUACUUUACUCGUUAGCCACCAAGGGAUUCUGUUCCCCAGAGUCGCCACAAGAACAAAAGGAUGACAACAACUUGCAUGAUGGAACUGGGUUGGGUGAUGGUGAAGGUGCUCAGAAUAACAAUGAUGAUGUCGAAGAAGAUGAUGAUUUAACUGAAAAUGCACAAAAUCCCAACGAUGAACAAAAGAAUGAUGAGGAGCAAGACGAGAAGGAUGAUGCGGUGGAGAUGGAAGGCGAUAUGGCUGGUGAACUAGAGGAUUUGUCUGAUCAGGAUAAAGAUGAUGAAGGUGAAGGUGAUGAUGAAGAUGAAGAAGAUCUUGAUGAAGAAGUCGAUGACUUGGAUGAGUUAGAUCCAAAUAAUGUUGAUGAAAAAAUGUGGGACGAGGAGGCCAAGGAUGAGAAAGAGAAGGAAUCGGAUAAGAUGCCAGAAAACUCAAGCAAUGACAAUGAAAUGGAAGCAAGAGAGGAUGAUGAACAAGGAGAGGCUAAGGAGGACCAAAAGCCAAAAGAUGAUGGUGAGGCUAAAGAGGAUGAUGAAGGCGAACAGGAGGAGGAUGAAGAUGUCGGCGAACAGGAGGAUAAAGUUGACAACCAAGAAGGUGAUCAAUUGGAGGAUAACGUACCGGAAUCGGAAGCAUUGGAGCUCCCUGAUGAUAUCAAUAUUGAUGGUGAUGAUGACGAGGCUCAAGAAGAAAGUGAGGAUGAAUUGGAAGAUGAGCGUGAUGAUGAGUUGAAUGAAGAUACACAAAUCAAGGAUGAAAUGCAAGUUGAAGAGGAUGUAAGCAAGGACGAAGUUGACGAAGAAAAUGAAACUGCAGAGAACCCAGAGGAUGAUGAAGAAGACAACCAACGCUCUGAGAGCGAGGAGAACGAGAACGAGGUUGAAGAAGAAGCUGGUGCUGAACUUGAGGACAAGAUUGAUGAAGAAAUGGAAGAUCAAGAGCGCGACAAGAGUGAAGAUAAAAAUGAAAGUGGCAAAGAACCCAAUGAAGACUCAAACGCGAUAGACGGUGCUGAUGGGUCGGCUGACAUGGACAAUGAAGAGGAUGUGGAUAUGGAUGCAGCAACAGAACAGCAAGCAGGCAAAUCCGGAGAUGGAGCAGAAAACGAACCCAACAAUGAUGAACAAGGUGAAACCCUUGCUGGGAACGACAAUUCAGCAGCAGAAGAAAAGAAUGAAAUGACAAUUGAAGAUGAAGUACAUGACAAAGCCAACGAGUCUCUUAAACAAAUUGGUGAUUCCUUAAAAGAAUUUCAUCGUCGAAGGCAAGACAUUCUUGAAGCUGAAGAAGACAAUGAUGAGACGAAUGAGCAAUCUGCGAAUCAAAACAUGAAUGAGUUUCAACACAAUCCAGACACAAAUGCUGAUGACUUGCAGGCACUUGGAGCUGCCAACAAAGACCAAAUUCACUCCAUUGAUGAGGAUAUGGCAAUUGAUGAUGAAGAAAAGGAGGAAGCGCCUAGUAAAGAAGCUGAAGAUGCAAACAAUCCUGAAGCACCUGAGAUGGAUGACAAUGAAGAAGUGGAAGAGGGUGGUGACGAUAAUGGUGCUGCUGCACAAAUGGCGGUUGAAGAUGCAGCAAUCAUUGAUGAGAAGGAUCAACUGAUAAGCAAGCCAACUAUGGAAUUCGAUGAUGACGAUGAAGAGGAAGAAGAAAUUGAAGAAAUGAUUGAAAAAUACGCCAUUACUGAUGAUGAACCUCCAUUGUCGUUAGAAGAGGCACGGAAGUUGUGGAAAGAGAGUGAAUUGGCAACACAAGAGUUGGCUUCUGGCCUUUGUGAGCAAUUGAGGUUGAUUUUGGAACCCACCUUGAGUACCAAGUUACGUGGUGACUACAAGACUGGUAAAAGAUUGAAUAUGAAACGAAUUAUUCCUUAUAUUGCAUCUGAUUUCAAAAAGGACAAGAUUUGGUUGAGAAGAACCAAGCCUUCCAAGCGUGAGUAUCAAAUCAUGAUUGCUGUUGACGAUUCCAAAUCAAUGACUGAAAGUAACUCAUCAAAAUUGGCACUCAACAGUAUUGCUUUGGUAUCCAAGGCAUUGAGUCAGUUGGAAAGCGGUGGAUUGUCCAUUGUUCGAUUCGGAGAAGAUGUGAAAAUUGUGCAUCCAUUUGAUAAGCCAUUUAAUGCCAAUAACGAAACUGGUGCCAGAAUCUUCCAGUGGUUUGAUUUUCAACAAUCACGAACAGAUAUCAAGGCAUUGUGUAAUGAAUCGUUGAAGAUAUUUGAGGAUGAGAAGUUUGAAAACAAAGCUGAUUUGUGGCAGUUGCAAAUCAUAAUCAGUGAUGGUGUUUGUGAAAGUCAUGAGAAUAUUAUGCGCAUGGUGAGAAAGGCAAGAGAUGAAAAGAUUAUGAUGGUGUUUGUUGUUAUUGAUGGAAUCAAUCUGAAGGAAUCAAUUAUGGAUAUGCAACAGGUGAGAUACGAGACUGAUGAAAAUACUGGUGAAUUGGUUUUGAAGGUGGACAAGUAUCUUGAUAGUUUCCCAUUUGAGUUUUAUGUCAUUGUUAAGGAUAUCAAUGAGUUACCAGAAAUGCUAUCAACUAUUCUUCGUCAAUACUUUACCGAGAUAUCUACAGUAUAG
Molecule: messenger RNA, 14541 nt
Organism: Lodderomyces parapsilosis
Lineage: Eukaryota; Fungi; Ascomycota; Pichiomycetes; Serinales; Debaryomycetaceae
Gene: MDN1
Product: AAA family ATPase midasin
Exons: 1
Coding region: 1-14541 (4846 amino acids)
Biological process (GO): rRNA processing; ribosomal large subunit assembly
Cellular component (GO): nucleus; preribosome, large subunit precursor
Molecular function (GO): ATP binding; ATP hydrolysis activity
Source: RefSeq, a predicted model, not a curated record